Molecule: messenger RNA, 537 nt
Organism: Ustilaginoidea virens
Lineage: Eukaryota; Fungi; Ascomycota; Sordariomycetes; Hypocreales; Clavicipitaceae
Exons: 2
Coding region: 1-537 (178 amino acids)
Biological process (GO): mitotic DNA replication initiation
Cellular component (GO): GINS complex
Source: RefSeq, a predicted model, not a curated record
AUGUCGUACUACGACGUCAACGCCAUCCUGACAGACGCAGAGAAAGUCCCGUGCCGGUUCGAGCUCGACGUGCCGUACCUGGGCCACCUCGACAACUCGCCAGCCCUCCGGGCGGGCACCCAGCUCUCCCUGCCGCUGUGGCUGGCCGAGCUGCUGGCCCUCGUGUCGGCCGGCGAAGGCACGCGCGCCCCCCUGACGCUCAACCUGCCGCCCUGCCUUUCCGACCGGGUGCUUAACGCGCUCAAGGCGGACCCGCGGGCCGUAGCCCUGCGCGACCAGAGCGCCCACUUCUACGGCCUCGCCGUGCGCAUGCUCGACCUGUUCGAGGAGAAGGAGCUCGGGGCCGUCCUGCGGAGGACCUUUGUCGUGCGCGCCGGCGAGAUCGGCCUGCAUGCCCGCAGGGCGGACGAGGCCGUCGGUGGACGGGGCCAGGAGUUCCUGAGGGGCCUGGACGAGUGGGAGAGGAGCUUGUUCCGCAGGGGCCACGAGGGCGUCAGGGGCGCCAGGGAGUGGACGGAGAGGGUGAAGAAGAUGUGA